Messenger RNA from Arachis ipaensis, 4674 nucleotides. NCBI's taxonomy places the organism in Eukaryota, Viridiplantae, Streptophyta, Magnoliopsida, Fabales, Fabaceae. The record is from RefSeq and is a predicted model, not a curated record.
ACCAAUAAGAACCUGCCAGCUGUCACUAUAGACUCGUGCGACCCACUAAAACGCUUGCACUUUAACUUUGCACGUGCACCUGCACGUGCUUUUCUCCCCAAAACCCUAAACCCUCAAAAUCCCCAAAAAUCAAAACCACUUCACUCUCACAGUUCCAUACUCGCUUCAAUUCAAUUCGCUUCACUUUGACUCAGAUUCUUACCAUAUUCGUCAACGAAAUGCAAAAUCCAGUGGUGUAGUAGUUCAUGAUCGAAACUAGCUAGUUCAUGUGGGAGAUGAUGGCAAACUUCGCUUCUUUUUUGUUGCUGAGCUGUGUGGUGGUGCUGAUCGCAUUUGUGCAUGAAACGUUGCCGUAUGGUGGUUCUUCUGGACCGCACAUUGCAGAUGUUAACCUUCUUUUGCCUCCCAAAAUGACUUACCCUGUCGAGUACAGGCUUCAAGGAAGUGAUGGUUGCUUCAAAUGGUCAUGGGAUCAUCAUGAUAUACUAAAUGUACUGCCGGAGUACAACUCUAGCAGCAAGUGCUCGACUAGUGCAAGGCUGCGAUCAAUUGCCCCUUAUAGUGGUCGGAAGGAGACUGCCGUUUAUGCUGCUGAUGUAAAUACUGGGUUUGUAGUUCGAUGCAAAGUCUUCAUUGAUAAUAUAUCCAGGAUCCAGAUAUUCCAUAAUUCUAUUAAGCUUGAUUUGGAUGGACUUGCUACACUACGCAUCCGUGCCUUUGACAGUGAAGAAAAUGUGUUUUCCUCAUUAGUCGGCUUACAGUUUAUGUGGAACCUUAUGCCUGAAGUCAGUGGAUUGCCUCAUCACCUUGUUAAUGUUCCUCUAAAGGAUUCUCCCCUUAGUGAUUGUGGAGGACUCUGUGGUGACUUGGAUAUACAAAUAAUGCUUGAAGAAAAUGGUGUAUUUUCAGAUCUAUAUGUAGUACGGGGAGUUGAGAUUGGCCACGAGCUUGUCUCUGUGCUUUUGCUUGAGCCACAGUUGAAGAAUUUGUCUGAUGAGAUUGUUCUCACUGUAGCUGAAGCUAUGUCACUUGAUCCUCCCUCACCAGUUUUUGUCCUUGUUGGUGCAGUCAUUCCCUAUACGCUUAAAGUCACUCGGGGAAAUGUUCCUCAAGUGGUUGCUUUACCGUCACCACAUCAUCACUGGUCUGUCUCAAAUGGUUCGGUUGCUCAGGUUGACUCAAAGACAGGAUUAGCAUAUGCAUGGAACUUGGGAAUGACAGCUAUCAUUGUUGAAGACAUAAGGGUUGCUGGUCAUGUACAAGUUUCUUCACUAAACGUCGUCCUACCAGCUUCGUUAAGUUUAUUUCUAGCACCUUUAUCUAGUACUGGUGAUCCUGUCGAAGAAAUCGACUCCAUACCUCAAACGGCUCGUUGGUAUGUUGUGUCUGGCCAUCAGUAUCUUAUCCAGAUAAAAGUUUUUGCACAUGCUCAUGAUGCACAAGAGAUUUAUAUCACCGAGAAUGAUGAUAUUAAGGUUUAUGAUGACCACAAAUACUUUAAAACAUUUUUGGUUUCAAAUGAUAUUGCUGUCAAACAUGGCUGGCGGAAUUCUAAAAUCCUUAAAGCUUAUUCCCCUGGACUUGGAAAAUUUACAGCUUCUUUGACCUAUCCUGCUGGGGCCGACAACAAAAAGGAGAUUAUAACAGUUGUGCAAGAGAUUAUGGUUUGUGAUCAAGUGAUGUUCACUUUGGAAAAUGAAAAUAGAACCAUCUUAUUGCCUUGGGCCCCUGGUGUUUAUCAAGAUGUGGAGUUGAAGGCCAUAGGAGGUUGUGCAAAAGCAGUGAGCGACUACAAAUGGUUGUCUUCAGACACAUCUACUGUAUCUGUAUCAGCAUUUGGUAUUGUUCAGGCAAAAAAGCCUGGUAAAGCUACCAUUAAAGUGUUUUCUAUAUAUGAUUCACUAAAUUAUGACGAGGUCCUUGUUGAAGUCUCCAUCCCAUCUUCUAUGGUUGUGCUUCACAAUUUUCCAGUAGAAACUGUUGUUGGAUCACACCUUCAAGCUGCUGUGACAAUGAAAGCAGCAAACGGUGCCUUCUUUUAUAGAUGCAAUGUCUUUAAUUCUUUGAUUAAAUGGAAAGCUGGAAGCGAGUCUUUUGUAAUUGUCAAUUCAACUCGGGACUUAUCAUACUUGGAAACAGCGACAAAUACUCAGUUCCAUUCAUCAGCUGAUGGUUUUCCUUGCUCUUGGACACAUUUAUAUGCUUUGAAUCCUGGUCAUGCUGUGAUCCAUGCCAUACUUUCUAAAGAAUAUAAUGAAUACAGUCAUGGUCCUGUUGUCUUAAAAGCAUCAUUUCGUGUUGCGGCAUAUGUACCCCUUAUUGUGCAACAGGCUAGUGAUGGAAACAAAUUUGGUGGUUACUGGCUUGACUUGGCUCAAACAAAAAGUAAUAAGCAAUCUCAUACGUUAGAGGAGUUAUACCUUGUCCCUGGGACAAGUUUAGACAUAUUACUUGUUGGUGGACCUGAACAGUGGGACAAAGGUGUUGAUUUUAUUGAAACUGUGAAUGUUAUACGUCAGGAUAAUGCUCUGGUUGAAAAUGGAGUUCUUGUGCAUAGGUUAUCUGGUAGCUAUAACAGUUUGUAUGGAGUUUCAUGUCAAACACUGGGAACCUUUAAACUUCUUUUCAAACGUGGGAACUUGGUGGGAGAUGAUCAUCCUCUUCCUUCAGUAGCUGAAGUUUGGCUGUCGGUUACUUGUAGCAUUCCUUCUCAUAUUGUAGUCAUCGCUGACGAACCAGUGAAUGAACACGUAAUUAUUAGAGCCGCAGCUCAAGCUGACCGUAGUUCGGGGCAACUUCGAAAUUCCCCUGUUACUGUGGCAAAUGGACGCACUAUUCGGGUAUCGGCUGCUGGUAUUAGUGAUUCUGGAGAACCUUUUGCAAACUCAUCUUCUCUCAGUUUGAGGUGGGAGCUUAGCAGUUGUGAGGGACUAGCAUAUUGGGAUUAUGCUUUUGAGAUUGUGAAGUCCAACAACUGGGAGAGAUUCUUGGUCUUGCGAAAUGAAUCAGGAUUGUGCAUUGUUCGUGCUACUGUUACUGGCUUCAUUGGCAGCUUGGAAUACAAUACAUCUCACCUGUUUCGUGAAAGAGAAAAUUUGCUAACAGAUGCAAUUCGGUUACAGGUACUAUCUACUGUAAUAGUGACUCUUCAAUAUGGAGUCAUUUUACCUUUUAGGACCAGCUUUUUUCCCCAACAGAUUAAAGUUGGUGCUCAUAUACAUCCUCAAAAUCCAGUCAUUCACAUUGGAAGCCCUCUUAACUUCAGCGUAAAAGGUUUGAGCGAUACUGUUUCUGGACAGUGGUUUACCACAAAUGGAAGUGUCAUAUCGGUUGACCCAAUAUCUGGGAUGGUCAAAGCUAUUGGGGAAGGUUCAGCCCAAGUGUCUUUCCAGUAUGCAAGAUCAAAACUGCAAACAACAAUUACAGUGUUAAAAGGAGAUACCAUUUCUGUUGAUGCUCCGAAAGAGAUGUUAACUAAUGUUCCAUACCCUACAAAAGGAUACAACUUCCCCGUGAAGCUAAGCAUUAGUGCUGGUUCACCUGGAGGAAACAAUGGAGUUUCGUUUGAUUGUAGAGUAGAUCCACCAUACGUGGGGUACGUGAAGCCAUGGCUGGAUUUGGACUCUGGCAACACAUACUGUCUUUUCUUCCCUUACUCACCAGAGCAUUUGGUGCACUCAGUACCCAAGUUAGAAGGCUCGAGACGAGACAUAUCUCUCUCCAUAUAUGCUUCCCUUAGACAACAUAAUAGUAUUUCGGGAUCUGCUUCAGCACUUUUUAUUGGAGGGUUUUCUGUAAAGGAGAUGGGCAAGAAUUCAAUGCAACUGAAUCUGUCUCCAGUCUCUAACAGAAGUAGUAUAACCAUCUUGGGAAAUACUGAUGUUGAAAUUCAAUGGCAUCACCAAGAUUUGGUUAUGGUUAGUCCAAUUCAUAAAGAAGAUUUUGGCAUUCGAGGCCUGGCACAAUAUGAGGUGAAAGUGCUGAAAAACAAGAGAUUCCAGGACAAAAUCAUCGUCACACUUCCAGCUACUGGCCAGAGAGUAGAAAUAGGUGUAAACUAUGAACCUGAGGAAACAGCGUCGUCCAGUGGAACCUUUGAUAAAGCCCUCAUUGCAAUCUUACUGGGGACACUUCUGCUGUCAACUCUCAUAGCGUGGAUUUUUGGCUUCUUGGAUGGACGAGUGAGAUCUCAACAAACCCGUGCUCCGGCUACCGCAAGCAGCGCUGCAGCAGCACCUAUCACACCGGAAAGAAGCAGCCCUGCCAUUGUAAAGGAAAUGUCUCCUCGGACGCCACAACCUUUUGUAGAAUAUGUGAGGAGAACUAUUGAUGAAACUCCAUACUACAAGCGAGAAAGGAGAAGGGUUAAUCCACAGAAUACGUUUUAGGGUUUUCAUGGCCUAAUUGACACCUCCCACUAUUCUCAUCACACAUAGGUGGAGUGCACUCUUGCACUCAUUGUUGUAUAAUCUUCUCAAUGACAAUUUUGGUAAUUAGUAUUGUAAAUUUAAGAAUGUAUGCUAGCAUUCUGUAUUAAUUAGUGUCCAUUUAUUUGUAUGGUUGCUAGGUUAAUGUUGUUGUGAAUGUGAUGAUGUUACCAUGCACGUGAAAGGGUGGAAACUAAUAAACAUUCCCGGGGAGAAUAAAAGCACAACCAUAUAAAUUAAAAAAAAA